Cornus florida is the source of this 2444-nucleotide messenger RNA. RefSeq lists its product as uncharacterized. Lineage: Eukaryota; Viridiplantae; Streptophyta; Magnoliopsida; Cornales; Cornaceae. Bases 160 to 2409 code for a protein of 749 amino acids. The transcript has 14 exons. The record is from RefSeq and is a predicted model, not a curated record.
UCGGAAACGUGUCACCACACACAUAUCAAAAACUGUUUUUCUAUAAGAGCGAGAACCGAUUCUUUGAUGCGUAAAUCCAUCAAACACUUGCUGUGCACACUAGUCGCCUUUUAGACUAGACCCAAUGCAACCCCAGAAGCCAUCUUCAAUGGACUGACAAUGUCUCAAAGCCUUCGUCUGUGGAAAUCUCUGCCGAUGAGCAAUGUCGUCGCCAGUCUCAAACGGCUCCGUUUUGCCGUUCUCGCCAGAACUUUACACAGUGAUAUUUCAGUUGAGACCAUGUUGCGGAGAUAUUUAACGUUGGGGAUUCCGAAAAAUGUUGAAGUUGGAACAAGACAAGAUAAUUUUGGUCCUCUGUUUCAACGGAAUUUCUCUUCUACCAGCUUCACAAGUGUGCAUGGUGAAAGGCCAUCUGCUGAGUAUGCCAAGUUGAGGAAAGAAUCACUAGAAAGUAGAUUUGGACAUGUACUUGGAACUCAUAGUUCAAAAAGUGUUUCCAUGUUCUACCGAUUUGGCCCAUUCUUGGCGAUGUACAGAGCAGCAAUUAUUUCAUUCCAUGUGGUGAAGUUAACCAUUUGGCACUUUUUUGUUCACGACAUAAAAAAACGUUCCAUCAAGUUUCGCGAAACUCUAAUCCGCUUGGGGCCUUUCUACAUCAAGCUUGGACAAGCUCUGAGCACGAGACCAGACAUACUGCCAACUGUAUAUUGCCAAGAACUUGCUAAGUUACAGGAUCAAAUACCUCCAUUUCCAACUCGUGUUGCCAUUAAAUCUAUUGAAUCGCAAUUAGGUGCCCCUGUUUCACAAAUUUUUGCUGACAUCAGCUCGGAGCCCAUUGCUGCAGCAUCUUUGGGACAGGUCUAUAAAGCUCACCUGCAUUCUGGAGAGCUAGUAGCUGUUAAAGUACAGAGGCCUGGAAUGUCACAUUUGUUGACCCUUGAUGCCUUGUUAUUUCAUAUGAUUGGAGGCCAACUAAAGCGAUUUGCCAAAGCUCGGAAAGAUCUUUUAGUAGCAGUGAAUGAGUUGGUGAGACACAUGUUCGAAGAAAUUGAUUAUAUCCUCGAGGGACAAAAUGCUGAACGCUUCGCUUUUCUCUAUGCUUCCCACCCUUAUACUGGUCAAAAGGAUUCAAAAGAUACAGCUAGCAAUACUGUUGACUACAAGAAAGGAAAGUGUAUUAAAGUUCCAAAAAUAUAUUGGAACCUUACUCGUAAAGCUGUGCUCACAAUGGAAUGGAUCGAUGGAAUUAAGCUUACAGAUGAAGCCCGACUGAAAAAGGCCUUCUUAAAUCGGAAGGAGCUCAUAGACCAGGGAUUAUACUGCUCUUUGAGGCAAUUGCUUGAGGUGGGGUUUUUCCAUGCUGACCCUCAUCCAGGAAACCUUGUUGCUACUGAUGAUGGAUCUCUUGCUUAUUUUGACUUUGGAAUGAUGGGUGAUAUUCCACGCCACUACCGUGUUGGACUUAUUCAAGUGCUUGUGCACUUUGUUAAUCGUGACUCUCUGGGUUUGGCAAAUGACUACCUCUCUCUGGGAUUUCUCCCUGAAGGGGUUGAUAUAUUGUCAGUUUCAGAUGCUCUGAAAGCAUCCUUUGGUGAUGGCACUAGACAAUCCCGGGAUUUCCAGGCCAUAAUGAGCCAACUGUAUGAUGUUAUGUAUGACUUUAACUUUUCUCUUCCACCGGACUAUGCCUUGGUGAUAAGAGCGCUGGGAUCACUUGAAGGGACUGCAAAAGCUUUGGAUCCUGAUUUCCAAGUUAUUGAGAGUGCAUAUCCUUUUGUUGUUGGAAGGCUUUUGGCAGACCCAAAUCCUGAUAUGAGGAAGAUAUUAAGGGAGCUUCUUAUCUGUAAUGAUGGCUCCAUUAGGUGGAAUCGGCUAGAACGGCUGAUAGCAGCAAUAACAGAACAGGGUCCUCAGUCCACAGGGGAACCCCCUAAUGCUAAAGAAAAAUCUUCAAAUCAUUUGGGAUGGAAGUCCUUUGACAUGCGUGCUGUUGUUGCUGCCACAGAAGAUCUUUUCCUAUUUAUCCUGUCUGAUAAGGGUCUGAGAGUUCGUGUUUUCCUUGUCCACGACAUAAUAAAAGCGGCUGAUGUUUUUCUACAGGAUGAAAUUGUUGCUAGCAUUUUCGACGGGAAGGUUCAAGUCAAAGGCACAUCAGAAUCUGAGGGACAUGCAAUGCUCAUGCGGGUGGUUAACGGGUUUCAAUCCCUUUGGUAUGCGGUAAAGUUGGCCCCGGAGGUCUGGACUGCUAUGCUGCUCCGUAUGGCAUUAAAGCCUGAGGUUCACAGGUUCACUUUCGACAUUAUUUCAGCCUUAGUGCAACAUUCUAGCCAUAGAAUUCCAGAAACAUUCUGGGUUUGUAUAUCUAGACUUCUCCACAAAUUGGUGAAUUACAAUCCUGAUGAUUUAUAAUUUGGUUUAUAGUAUACAAUAUAUAUUUUUUUUCA